CAUGCCCUGACUUGGUGCUUAAGUUGUCAAUUGUUUUAUUUUCAAGCCAUAUUUUGUACAGGCUGAAAAUAUGGAGGUUUAUUGGAGAUAUUUGCUACAUGUAUGCAUCCUUUUCCAUCAGACAGUUUGGGUGACAGGUGCAAAAGGCAGGUGCAGUCUGUUUGGUCGGCAGCACAUCCACACAUUUGAUGGAGUUUUGUAUGACUUUCCUGGAGACUGUAGUUAUCUGUUGGCUGGGGACUGCACACAUCGCUCUUUUACACUGCUAGGUGAUUUUGUGGAUGGCAAACGCGUUGGCAUCACUCUAUUUCUCGGAGACGCCUUUGAGCUGCACCUGUCUGUGGAUGGAAUCCUCUCACAGGGAGAAAAAAUCCUGUCAGUGCCAUAUGCAUCCCAUUCUCUGUUUGUGGGUACCGAGCUGGGCUUCUCCAAAUUUUGGAGUGAAGAGUUUGGCUUCUCCGUGACAAUCGAUAACGCAGCAAACUUUGCGCUGACCCUAAGCGAGCAGCAUGCUAACCGCACCUGUGGUCUAUGUGGGAAUUACAAUGCCAUCACAUCAGAUGAAUAUACUGCUCAAGAAGGGUUUGUCACAGAAGACAGUUAUGAUUUUGCAAACUCAUGGGCAGUGAAGGGGGCGGGCCAGAUAUGUCAGAGGGUCACCCCACCCACUCUGACCUGUAACAGCACCCAAAGGACUGCAGAGAUCCUGUCUGGCUGCAAUGUGCUGGGGCAGUCGUCCGUGUUCCGUCGUUGCGCUCACGUGGUUCCUCUGGAGGUCUUUGUGGCUCUGUGUGAGCAAGAGGCCUGUCACUGUGAGGGGGCUCCAGAGCACUGCUCCUGCCCUGUCCUACUGGAGUACGCCCGCACCUGUCGUGCCCAUGGGGUAGUGUUGACCGGGUGGACCUCUGAGAGUCACUGUGUGCCCAAAUGUCCCAUCGGGAUGCAGUACAGUGAAUGCACCAAGUCCUGCUCCACCACCUGUCACAGUCUGAACAUCCAGGAGGUCUGUACAGAGGAGUGCUCUGACGGCUGCACAUGUCCAGUGGGUAAGGUUCUGGACGGGAAGCGGUGUGUCGAGGUGUCCCUGUGCUCCUGUGUGCACAUGGGCCGACACUUCCCUCCUGGGGCCACCAUCUCUCAAGACUGUAACACCUGUGUGUGUCGCCAUGGUUCUUGGGAGUGCACUAACGAAGGCUGUCCGGGGGAGUGUUUGGUCUUAGGCCAGUCUCACUUCAAAACGUUUGAUGAUAAGUUCUUCACCUUUACCGGGCAGUGCCAGUAUCUCCUGGCCAAGGACUGUGUCGACAAAGAAUUUUCAGUUAUUAUUGAGAAUGUGCAGUGUGCUGAUGACCAGGAUGCUGUGUGCACACGCUCAGUGAUGCUCAGCCUACCCUCUCUGGAGAACAUGACCAUAAAGCUCAAACAUGGAGGAUUGGUCUCUGUUAACAGUAUGGAUAUCCAGACACCAAUGCAUCAUGGUCAUCUGCACAUCCACAGGCCAGUCCAGUCAGCAGUGCAUGUCAGAUUCAAAGAGGACUUUCAGAUUGAGUGGGAUGGGCGUGGUCGUCUUCGCUUAAAGCUGGGUCCACGGUGGCAGGGGCGCACCUGUGGCCUCUGUGGAAACUACAACAGUAACCAGGGCGAUGACUUCCUGUCCGGGUCAGGUCUGGUAGAGGGAGGGGCUCAGGCAUUUGCUCAGUCCUGGGGAAUCAAUGGAGACUGUGAGGCCAUCCACAAACAGGAGGGGGACCCGUGUGCUGCAAAUCCCAAAAGAGUGCGUUAUGCAGAGGAGGCAUGCUCAGUGAUGAUGUCAGAGGUGUUCACUCCUUGUCACUUCCUGGUGAACCCGGCUCCUUUCCAACGCUUCUGUCGGUACGACGUGUGCGCCUGCUCUGAUGGAGAGGAGUGUCUCUGCUCAGCCCUGGCCGCUUAUGCCUCAGCCUGCUCUGCCCGGGGAGUGCUGCUCAGCUGGAGGUCCCCCUCACUAUGUGCCAUGGAGUGCCCUGGAGGUCAGGUGUAUGAAGCGUGUGGGACCAUGUGUGAGCGCACAUGCAGGUCUUUGUCUGGGGCGGAGCCUGGCUGUGGAGUAGAUUCAGCAUGUGAGGAGGGCUGCUUCUGUCCCCCGGGGAAGUACCUAACCAACUCAGGACAGUGUGUGACCUCUGACCUCUGCCCCUGUCUGCAUGAUGGACAGCUCUACCAGCCCCAAGACAUCUAUGCUGACCACCACACCAUCUGUCACUGUGAGAAUGGAGCCAUGCGCUGCAGUUCCACUGAGGAGGGCGCCAUGCUGUCAGACAUGUUUUAUGAUGAUGAUUUGGCCCCAUCCAGAGAGCGGCGGUCGGCUCAGUGUGCUCCCCCCCUGGUCAGAGCAGACUGUGAGGCCAGUGGAAAGACAGGUCUAGAAUGUGCCAGGACCUGUCAGAAUGUGGACCUCCCCUGUAUCAGUGCAGCCUGCAUCCCUGGGUGUCUCUGUCCACCAGGCACUGUGCGCCAUCGAAGAGACUGCAUUGCACCAGAGGAAUGUCCCUGUUACCAUAACAACAGGCCUUAUACAUCGGGACAGACCAUAACUGUGGAAUGCAACACCUGUGUGUGUCAGAAGAGGAAGUGGCAGUGCACAGAUAAAGUGUGUGAUGCAGUGUGCCGCACAGUUGGAGAGAACCACUACAUCACCUUCGACGGGCUCAAGUACUCCUUCCCUGGGUUCUGUCAGUAUGUGCUUGUACAGGACAUGUGUGGAGGUGAAGAGGGCUCCUUCAGAGUGCUGGUGGAGAAUGAAGCCUGUGGAAUAGUGGGACAUCGCUGUGCAAAAGCCAUCACCAUCUAUUUCCAGGGAGGAGUCAUCGUUAUGCAGCAUGGGGAGGUGAAAAUGAAGAGGCCAAUACUGCUCGACUCCCAGGUGCAGAUUAUUCGGUCCGCUCACUCCUACACCGUGCUCCUGGGAAAGCACAUCUCUCUCAGUUGGGACAGAGGAACUCACCUGCGUGUUCAUAUCUCCGCUGUAUACAGGGGCAAAGUGUGUGGCCUCUGUGGAAACUAUGAUGGAAACUUGAACAAUGACCUGAUGAGCAGUAACAACCAGCUGGAGGUGGAUGCACCACACUUUGGCAACUCCUGGAAAGUGGUGCCCAGCUGUGCUGACGUAAAUCAGGUACCUCCCCACUGUAAUAAUGACAUCAUCAAGCUGGUCACAGUGGAACAGUCCUGCCGUGUCCUUACGGGCCCCAUCUUCAAGGAAUGCAAUACUCAGAUUGACCCAGAGCCCUAUGUGGAGAUGUGUGUAGAAGCGGCAUGCUCCUGUCCCUCUGUGGGAGACUGUGCUUGUUUCUGUGAUGUGGUGGCAGCUUACGCUCUGGCCUGCUCAGAACAAGGCCUGCCUAUCAGCUGGAGGUCCAAUCAGCUGUGUCCUUUGAGCUGUGAGGACCUGAACCCCAUGAGCGCUAACACAGGGGAGGAGCUAUGUCAGUGGAGGUACAACGCCUGUGGUCCAGCCUGUCCAAUCAGCUGUCAGCAUCCAGAGCCUCUGCACUGCUCACUCACCUGUAUAGAAGGAUGCCACGCCCACUGCCCUCCAGGCCAGUUGUUGGAUGAGGUGCUCCUGCGCUGUGUGGAACCCUCUCAGUGUCAGGUGUGUGUCCAUGAUGGUCAAACUAUCUCCCAUGGGACCAAAAUUCUCCUCAACCAGGAAGACCCAGACAAGUGCCAGAUAUGUCACUGUGAAACCAACACCCUGCACUGUGAGGACUGUGCUUCCUCCCCUUCUCUUACCACCCCUGCCCCCACGCACCCUUGGGUGACACAGAGCACCCUGCCCUAUACCACGCUGAUGCCUGAAGGGAAUUGUGACAGAGCCAUGGAUCUGGCCUUCCUGCUGGACGGGUCAGAGGCCCUGAGCGAGGAGGAGUUCCAGGUGGCCAAAGACUUCAUCCUGGGCGUGGUGGAGCGCUUCCGGAUGGGCUCAGCUCAUACCCGAGCCACAGUGCUUCUCUACCACUCUGGAGUCAAAACUUAUGACCUGCAGGUUCAGAAGUGGUUGUUUAAGAAGACUGUCCACGAGCUCCACUACGCCGGAGGAGAUGCAGCAUUCCUGGACGAAGCCAUCAAGUACUUGGCCAUCAACAUCUACGACAAGAACAAGCGUGAGCAUGCGGGUCGCGUUGCUGUCAUUCUGACCGCCAGUGAGAACCCCCGAUCCAUGCGCGCUGUGCUCAAGAUGCUCCGCCGGAAGUCCAUCACCACUCUAACUGUAGCCCUGGGUCCUGGUGUAGACAUGGCACAAAUCAACGAAAUCACGAAAGUCAGUCCAGACAACAGAGCAUAUAUUCUCAGCAGUACAGGGGAACUCAACGACCGACUGUUAGAACUGACUGAUUAUCUUUGCACUCUAGGGCUUGAGCCUGAAGGAGCCAAGCCAAAAACUACCCUUACUACUACUACUACUUCUACUACUACUACUACUACCACUACUACUACUCCAAAUCUCCCCGCAAGUUCCAGCAAGCCAGCUACCACCUCUCCAAUCACCACUCCCCUUGCUCUUCUCAUCCCAACCAAAGAUCUCACAUUCGUCAUAGAGGGCUCAGAUACGGUUGGUGAGGCAAACUUCAACAAAUCUCUAACAUUUCUUGAAGAAGUGAUCACUCAGCUCGCACAGGAAGAGGAAGAGGUCAUCCGCAUUACCAUAAUCCAAUAUUCAGUGACGGUAACUAUCGAAAUUAGCCAUUGGGAGAUCAGAUGGCAUAGAGAAAGACUUUUACAGAGGUUAAGGGAGAUUCGCUGGAGAGGAGGGAAUAAAACCAACACAGGGGCUGCAGUUACAACAGUUUUCCAGCAGGUGGCAACAGCUCCUCCCACUGGACCCACAUCUCCACCUCAAUUGGUGUUUCUCAUCACAGAAAAUCCACCAACAGACAUUAUAACUCGCCCAGUCACCAGUACACAAACGCAUAUCUACCCUAUUGGAGUUGGGCCAAAAGUCAAGGAAAUGGACUUGUUCCCUCUCAGCACUCCCCAGCGACCUCUCAUGGUAGAAGACUAUUUCAACCUCACAAGCAUAGUCCACCGUGUGAUCAAUAUUACUAAGACUACAGUAGUGCCACGCUCCCCAACCCUCCCACCUCUGGUUGUGCCCACUCUGGCCACACUUCCCCCCUCAGUGCCAUGUGACAAGCCCAUGGACGUUCUGUUCUUAUUAAAGGCGGGGGAGCAGUUCACAGAAAUGAAAACCUUUGUCAAAAGCUUCAUCACAAAUGCUAAAAUAGGACAAAAGGACACUCAGAUCGGUGUAUUACAGUAUGGUGAGAGAAACACAGCAGAAAUAACCUGGAAGCAGGAGCAGCGCAGAGAACAGCUAUUAAACUUGCUGGACAGAGUUCCCAGCAGGACUCCCACACCUCCACAACUCGGUGCAGCUUUGCGGUUUGCUAUACAAACGUCCCUUUCCCCGGCCAGUGGAGGCAGAGCUGGGGUGGCUAAAAUCAUUGUCAUGGUGAUCCAGGACAAAUCCACUGAUGAUGUGAAAGAAGCAGCUAACGAAGCUCUCGCAGCCGGCGUGUCUGUGUUUCCUAUUGGCGUGGGGUCAGGAUAUGAUAGGGCGGAGCUCAGUGUUCUGGGUCGCCAUGGUAACCAGGACAACAGCCUCCACUUGAGCAGCAUGGACCAGCUGCGGUUGCUGCUGACCCUGGAUCAUGGCUACAUAGAGAGGAUGUGCAGAGCUGGUCCACCAGGAUUUUGUGUAGAUGAUAAUGGAACAGAGAGAAAGCCUGGAGAGUCGUGGCUGAUGGAGGAUGGCUGCCACUCUCUCCUAUGUCACCCCAGUGGAGCAAUCACCAUGCAGAGCCACAAAGUGAGCUGUGACAGCAUGGAGCCCCCAGCCUGUACCAACAACAUGCCCGCAGUCAGGGUCCAAGAGAAAUGCAACUGCCACUGGGAAUGCCCAUGCAUGUGCAUGGGCAGCUCUACCAACCACGUAGUGAGGUUUGAUAGCCUGGCUCUCCGGUUGGACAGUGAGGGCCUUUGCUCCUACACCUUAUUGACUGUGAACAAGAGUCUGAGUGAAUCGUCUGAAGUGAAACUGCACAAUGGACCAUGCAGCCAUCCCUCUGAGUACAACCAAGUCUGCAUGAAGGCCAUAGAAGUCAUCCAUGGACCUCACACCAUCACGCUAAAAGAUGAUAUGACGGCUCUGAUUGGGCGUGAGGAGCUAGCUCUCCCCUGGACACAUGCAGGUCUGGAGCUGGUGCGUUAUGGGGGCAUCAUGCUGCAGCUGAAGUCAAACCAUGGCUACACUCUGACCUUUACACCUCACAGCAACGAGUUCACCAUCACUGUGCUUGGUUCUAGUGCUGCCGGGCCCACCAAUGGACUUUGUGGGACUUGUGGAGAGGAGCAAGCCAAUCAACUCCAUCUGCGUGACGGCAGCCUGACCUCAGACCACUCGGCCUUCAUGUGGGACUGGAGUAGCUCUGGAGGUGUAGAGGGGAGUGAGGGUGUAUGUGUGCCUAAGAGGAGGCCCCAGUGUGCCCUGGGAGUCUCCAUGGGCUGUCAGGCUCUCCGGUCUGAGGUGUUUGCCCCAUGUCACCAUGUGGUCCCGGUGCAGCUGUUCCUGUCCCGCUGUGAGGAGCAGGCAUGUGAGCAAUCGGACGUGUGUGAGGUGCUGUCAGCCUACGCUCAGCUGUGCAGGCAGAACGGGGCCUGUGUGCACUGGAGGGGCCCACACCUUUGCCCAUUCCAGUGCCCCAGUCCGAUGGAAUACCAUGCUUGUCAGAGUGGCUGUGUAGAGGACUGCAGCAGUAUCCAGACUCUGAAAGAGGAGAGGAACACAUCCUCCUGUGUGGACACGCCCACAGAGGGCUGCUACUGUCCAGAGGGCAUGGUCCUCCACCAGGGUGUGUGUGUGCCACCUGACAGCUGUAACCAAUGUGUGGACCAGCAGGGCCACACACAUCCAUACAUGCUUUCCUGGAUCCCAGAGGAGAAUCCCUGCCUGAUAUGUUUGUGUUUAGACCAGCAGCGCAUCAACUGCACUGCCCGGCCCUGCAAUGACGUCAAGGCUCCUGCGUGUGGCCCUUGUGAGGUCUUGAGAGAGAAGAGGGAGUCCAAGUGCUGUCCAGAGUAUGAGUGUGUAUGUGAUCUUACAAAUUGCUCGGUGCCUGAAGUGCCUCUCUGUGAAGACGGACAAACCUUAGUUUUGAAAAACCCAGGAGAAUGUCAACCAGUACAUGAAUGUGUCUGUAAAAAGGAGCAGUGUGAUCUCAAGCCCCCUCCCACUUGUCCACCACACCGGCAGCUGUCAGUCAAAAAAACCACAUGCUGCGAUGCGUUCGAAUGCGCAUGUAAGUGUCAGAACUCCACACGUGCCUGUCCUGUUGGCUUUGUCACGUCUACUUCCACCAAUGACUGUGGCUGCACUGUCACCAGCUGUGAGCCAGACAAGGUGUGCGUAGUGGGUGCUCAGGCUCACCCAGUGGGUAGUGAGUGGGAGGACGGCUGUACCAAGUGUGUGUGCACCCAGCAGCUGGACGCCCACAGCUCCCUGUACGUGCCCCACUGUAGUCCGCGCACCUGUGACACCGCCUGCCCUCUGGGCUCCACAUAUGCUCCAUCAGACAAUGAGUGCUGUGGAAAGUGUGUAACAUCGAGCUGUGUGAUCUCACGAGGAGAGAUGAGAGGAGACACGCUGAUAGGAACUAAAAUACGGCAUGUGGGUGAGGUGUGGUCUUCUCCUCUGGACCAGUGUGUCCUACAGGAGUGUGUGAAGGUCCAUGAGCAGGUCUUUGUCACUGAGAAGAAUGUGAGCUGCUCUGCUGUGGACACUCCCAACUGCCCCCUGGGGACCGAGCUGCACUGUGCCAAGGAAGGAUGCUGCCCCUUUUGUCACUGUGUUCCUGUGGAGGCCUGUCUCUUCAACAGCACACUGAUUGGACCUGGAGAGCGACUGAUGGUGGACCUGUGCACUCAUUGUGAAUGUCAGGUGGAGCAGGGGGCAGUGAGGAAGUUCAAACUGUCCUGUAAGAAAACCACCUGCCCCGAGUGUCCCAUGGGCUACAGUCUACAGAAGGAGGAGGGGGCGUGCUGUGGUCACUGUGUGGGCACCACCUGUUUUAUACAGAGACCUGAUGGAACUCUCAGCAGUCUGCCAGUGAACUCCACCAGGGAGGAGGGCUGUAACUUGUACUCAUGCAGCGUGAGCCCUCAGGGGGAUCUUGUGGCUCAGGUCAAAGUGACCAGCUGUCCUGCUUUUGACCAACAGGCCUGUCGCGAUAAUGGGGGUACGGUCAGUCAUCUCGGAGACAGCUGCUGUGAGACAUGUGUGGAGCCAGAGUGCCAGAAGACCAAAGGGACCCUGAAGUACAUCAAAGUGGAUGACUGUGAGUCAGAGCAGCAGGUGGAGCUGCACUACUGUGAGGGUAAAUGCCGGAGCCGUUCCUUAUACUCGCUGGAGAGCGGAGCAGUGGAGCAGGAGUGUGUGUGCUGCUCUGCUCUAAACACACAGGCUCUGAGUGUACCUGCCAAUGGGACCCGGACCCUCCACACUGUCCUGUCUGUGACCCAGUGUGACUGCGUGUCCAGGCACUGUGACUGA
Molecule: messenger RNA, 8587 nt
Organism: Boleophthalmus pectinirostris (great blue-spotted mudskipper)
Lineage: Eukaryota; Metazoa; Chordata; Actinopteri; Gobiiformes; Gobiidae
Gene: vwf
Product: von Willebrand factor
Biological process (GO): cell-substrate adhesion; blood coagulation
Cellular component (GO): extracellular matrix
Molecular function (GO): protein binding
Source: RefSeq, a predicted model, not a curated record